AUGGACACUUUCCCGUGUUAUAUGGACUCGGCAACUGAGGCCUACCUGAAUACACCUGAGGUUCGACGGGCAAUUCAUGUGCCCAGUGGUGUGGGUAGAUGGCAGGCGUGCAAUAGGGAAAUGCGUAUGGAUUACACGCGAGAUACUCCGGAUACGUCGGGAUUAUUUAGGCUGAUCGGUGCAUUCAGAUAUCCUUUG
Molecule: messenger RNA, 198 nt
Organism: Anisakis simplex (herring worm)
Lineage: Eukaryota; Metazoa; Nematoda; Chromadorea; Rhabditida; Anisakidae
Source: the annotation of a GenBank genome assembly